This is a messenger RNA of Lytechinus variegatus (green sea urchin), 2979 nucleotides long. Its product is annotated as cytosolic 5'-nucleotidase 3-like. Gene Ontology annotation, cellular component: cytoplasm. Gene Ontology annotation, molecular function: magnesium ion binding; 5'-nucleotidase activity. The record is from RefSeq and is a predicted model, not a curated record. The coding region runs from base 94 to 1071 and encodes 325 amino acids. The transcript has 7 exons. NCBI's taxonomy places the organism in Eukaryota, Metazoa, Echinodermata, Echinoidea, Temnopleuroida, Toxopneustidae.
AUCAAUUCAGAUAGCCGCCGCCGACAUCGCGACACGUAUCAGCUGUUGUUGUUUACAUCCAUUCUGCACUGUAUUUAACUUAGUUUUCUCAAAAUGUGGCGUUCAUCUUCGUUCAAGUUGGUUUUAGCUGGAGGAGUAGUUGCUGCAGGUGCUGUAGCUGUAGCAGUCUACAUGUCGAAGACUAAAUGCAAGAAGACCGAGAUAAACUACAUGAUUCAAGAAUUGCAGAGGAGUCAUGUUCAUAUACGAGAUCCCGAGAGAGUGGCUUCUAUCAUUGCACAGCUCAUCAAAGAUGGACGUCAAAAUCUUCAAGUUGUUGCAGAUUUUGACAGAACAAUAACAAGGUUUAUGUUUGAAGGCAGGAAAGUACCCACUUGUCAUGCUGUCCUAGAUGAUUGCCAGGCUCUGCCUGAAAGCUACAGGGAGGCAGCACACAAGCUACGAGCCAAGUACUACCCCCUUGAGAUGGCAAAUAAUAUUACAAUCGAUGAGAAAUAUAACCUUAUGGUAGAGUGGUGGACAAGUGCGCACAAUCUGCUUGUGAAAGCUGGACUCAAGCGAUCAGACCUGAAGGAAAUGAUUGCUAGGUCAGGCAUGGUACUGAGGGAGGGAACCACGGAGCUCUUCAGGAAGCUCAGCGAAGCCGAUGUACCUUGCCUUAUCUUCUCUGCAGGAAUAGGGGAUAUCCUGUCCGAAGCCAUUCGCCAGCUUUCACAGUUCUUUCCCAACAUGCAGGUUGUUUCAAAUUUCAUGGACUUUGAUGACCAGGAUAACCUUGUUGGGUUCAAGGGUGAGCUGAUCCACACGUACAACAAGCAUGAGGUCGCUGUUCACCAUCCUGAAUUCUUUGACCGUCACAAGCAUAGAACCAAUGUCAUCCUGCUAGGAGAUACGCUAGGUGAUCUUACAAUGGCUGAUGGCAUGACGCAGGCCACUUCGAUACUUAGCAUUGGAUUCCUUAAUGAUCAUAUUGAUCAAAACCUUGAGUCCUACAAAGAGAGGUACGACAUAGUUCUUAUAUCAGAUGAAACAAUGGAUAUAGCCAAUGCUCUCCUUCAGAAAAUAUUAUAGAGACAGCCAUCAUUGCCAUUUCCUGUGACUUCUCACAUCUCACGAGAGAACGAAGACAGAGAGCAACAGUCUUCCGUCUUCUGUACCAGAAAUUAACGCAUUGCCUGCUCAAGUCUGUUAUUCUUCAAGUCUUUGUUCUAUGAAACACCCAGUUCCAGUAUCCGAUGGGUUAGCUUCAUGAAAUCCCAAGACUCAUUUGGUCUUACUUCAUAAGAGUUGGUUCACAUAACCCUAGCAGAAACAUGGUAUUACUUAAGUGAAAGCAUUUCAAGAGUAGGUAAUCUACAUACUGAGCCUUAAAUAGUAAAUUUCAUUCACAUAUUUCUGAAAAUUAACCAUGGAAUGUUCUUUAUACAAGCAGCAUUAAAAUUGGUUUCCCCGUCCAUGUCAUAUUAUAUUCCAUGAAGGAGGUAUCAAGCAUAUAACAACUGCAUGAAUUCACACACCAAUCGAGAUCUCUUUGAUGUAUUGGCAAAGCUUAUUCUGCAGAGUCAGCUUCAGUGCCCAAGGAACCAAGAUGAACUAACAAAUUUGAUGGAGGAGAAUGUUGUGUCUUUGGAUGUCAAAGAACCUCAAGGAUUGUUAUCCAUUAGGACGGAGCUCUGUCUCCAUGUAUCUCAGUCUAGGUUCUAUUGAAGGAAUUAUCAACCAAAGUUAAAUGAAGCAGUAAGGUUGCAUUGAACUGACUUUGAAAACAUGUCUUACACUCCAUUCAAGUUGUGAAUCUGCCAUUUAUGGGUAUGCUGCUCUAUCACUGCCUAGUUUCUUCUGGGGCCUGUUGCUGAAAGAGUUGCGUUAAAAUACCAAGCGCAAGUCCCAAAUACUGGUGCUUCAUUGGCUGAAAAUCAAGUUGCGCAAGAUUUUUUUUGUUGCGUCUGAUCGCAACUCUUUCUGCAACAGGCCUCAGCUUUGCUACCUAGUGCUAUAGUCACACCAAUAAAACCAGCUCUACACCAAUACAUACUGUUACUUUAUUUUGUAUUUGUAUUUGUGUAUCAGCGAUUGGUAAGAAGUCAGUUUUGUUGGUGGGUUUAUAGUGUAAACUUUGGUCAUGUCUGUUGGCUUAGCCACAUGUUGUGCUUUUGAAAAGUGGCCCCCAAGUUUUGUUGAAGUAUCCUAUGAAUAUCAUCAAGAGUUAUUUUUCUAUCUUUUAAACAAGUGAAUUGAAUCAGUGCUAGUAUCUGUCAACCAAACCAAAGCCAAAUUCAUGACCACAUUGGUAUAAUUUGAGAAUAUCAUCAUCAUUUACAUGGGGCAUCGGAUAUUAGGACUUUUAAUAGCACUUCAGUCUAUUUUUACAUUUUCCUCAAUCGUACUACUGUAACAACGGUCAGGUCUCAUGCUAGAAUGGUACUAGUAUAAAGCAUUUCCUGUAUACUUCUGUAAAACUGAAAAGGAAUUGUUGACUCAUGACAGUACAUGUUGAGCAAACACCAACAGUUACCUCUAAAUGUCUCAUACCUAGCAACUUAAAAGUAUAUAUUUUUAGAAAUGUGUGAAAAAAGGGCUACAGCUUCCAUGCUCCAACAACUCUCAUAAGAGGCUAUUUCUUUUCUUCUUUUCCAUUUUGCGCACUAACUUCAGAUUCUAAGUUCCUUGACUUUGCAAAAAACAGCAUAAUAAACCUAUCUCUCAGUGAGUCUAUAUCUUGAGUACUACAAAUGACUUGACACCAAAUUGACAGAAAUACCGUUGUCUAUUUCAACUAACAUCAUUAUUAAAUGGAUAGUGUAUUUCUGUUUAAUCAAUCAUAGUAAUUAUAAAUCAUGUAUAGGGUGUGAAGGUCAAGGAUGGUUUGAUUGGGAUAGACUGGUAUUUUAUGGUAGAUAAGCCUUGUUAUAUUUAUGAAUUGCUGAUGAAUAGUAAUUUAUUCAUAAUAUAAAUAAAUGAAUGUGAAAUAGCUAUGUA